AUGUCCGUGCAGGUCUUUUGCAAUGUCUGCUUCUGCGAGCCCCGCAAGCCCACCCCACGGUUCAGCCUCACAAGCUGCGGCCACGUUGUCUGCGAGAUCUGCCUCCAGAAAGGCAAAAAAGAUGAAUGUUUGAUCUGUAGAAGUCCUUGUCGUACAUUAGUCCUUUCAAAACAGACAAGUCCUGAUAUUCAAUCACUAUUCAUGGGAAUAGAUACCUUAUGCAAAAAAUAUUCAAAAGAAAUAACACAGAUUUCAGAAUUUCAAGAAAAACAUCGUAAAAAUUUAUUAGCAUACCACAGACAAAAGACAGUAAAGUUGGAAGAAUCUCUCAAGAAAGUAACACAACAAAUGCAUCAGAUACAACGUAUGAAACCUCUUGAACAAACUACACAACUACCAUUUUCCAGUGCAAGCAGAAAUCCGCUUACUGUUCCUUCAAGAAACCAGAAUGGUUAUUCUUCAUGGUCUCUUCAUCCUAGUCAUCCUUCCACAUCUGAAAUAAUGGAUUCAAUGGAGAUUGAUCCUGUACCUUCACCAAUGAGGAAACCUGAGACACCGACUGGUCCAACAAGAUUAUCAUUAAUAACUCCACCGCAAGAUGGACGCAUGG
Molecule: messenger RNA, 610 nt
Organism: Leptosomus discolor (cuckoo roller)
Lineage: Eukaryota; Metazoa; Chordata; Aves; Leptosomiformes; Leptosomidae
Source: RefSeq, a predicted model, not a curated record